Hydra vulgaris (swiftwater hydra) is the source of this 1356-nucleotide messenger RNA. RefSeq lists its product as uncharacterized. NCBI's taxonomy places the organism in Eukaryota, Metazoa, Cnidaria, Hydrozoa, Anthoathecata, Hydridae. The record is from RefSeq and is a predicted model, not a curated record.
UGUUUAAAUUUUUAUAUGAAAAUGUGUUUAUAGAAUUAUUAGAAACUUCAUUAGAAUGGCAAAUUAUGUUGUUGUUCAUUUUGAAGAUGAAAAUGAUAAUUCUGUUGAAGCAAUUCCUAAAUCUUGGCUGCAAGAGGGGAACAAGUUCGGAUACUGGCCACUUUUCAGAUCAACUGGACAGAUAAAAAAUGCUAUUAAAAAUGCAACUGAACUAGUUGUAGGAGUGUGGAAACUUUGUCGCUUGCGAGUGCUCCAGCAGUAUGGCACUUUAGAAGCAGCCCGAAAGCACUCAAAAACCGCAGAAUACCAAUCUAACUUGGAAUCUGAUUAUGAGAAAGCCAAUCAUAAGCAAAAUACAAAAAGAAAACACUAUUCUAAUGUAGAUAAUCUUGAUUAUCUAUCGGAAAUUGAAAAACAGUCUCAAGAGCAAUAUGAUGAACAUAGAUUGCCCACAACUUCUACUUUUCCUGGUGGAAUUUUUAAAAAAAUGCAUGGAAAUAAGUCUGAAAAAAUCCGAAUCCAUGACAUGUUAGAAAGCAGCACUUUAGCAAUUAGCAAACAAAAUAUCACUGAACAAAAGAAAUAUGAAAAGUUAGACAAAUUUACAUUGGAUUCGGCCAGUAAUGUGAGUGAUAAAUGGCAUAGCAAAUCACCUGGUUUAUCAAUGUUCCAAGGGGAAGCUGAUCAUGCACCCUUCGAAAAAGUUAGCACAUCAUUUCAGAGAGAAAGUGGCAAUAACCAAGAUGAUCAUCCUACCUUACUUCAUUCAAUUUGUGCUCGCCUUACAAAGAUAGAGCAAAAAUUAGAUACAUGUCUUGCGCAGCAAAAAAUGAUACUGAAUGUUGUUCGCUUAUCAGAUAUUGCUGUCACAUUACCUGCGAAUAUAUCAUUGCCAUUGCGUACCAUCAUACAGUUAGAACAUCUUGAGCAGAUUCUACUCGAAAAAGCUUCAAUGGAUGCAGUGGUUAUGCAUCUUGGUCAGUUCGGUGGGCGAACUGUUGCGGAGACAGUGAAAAACAUUCUAUCUGAGUUAAUGGCCACAGAAGUGGCUCAACAAUUAAACUUUGAAGGCCGUGGAGGGCAAAAGUAAGGGAUCAAAAACAUGAAGAUUUUAUCUGCAAUUUACGGUGCAGUGCAGCACAAUCCAUUCACAAAAAAUGCUACAAAAGUGGAAAUAAGUAAUUACGUAAAGACAUGGCUUCGUAAUUCGUGCGACAGAAAAAAGUCUGAUGGGUCCGGGGGACGCAAACGCCACACUGUUGACAAUUUAACUAACAAACGUUUGGGGAAUGAGGAUUCGCAACUGGGUGAUCAAGAAGGUGAAAAUGAUGCAGAUGACGAUGAAAACUAAUAAUU